Quercus robur (English oak) is the source of this 1629-nucleotide messenger RNA. Its product is annotated as gibberellin 20 oxidase 1. Gene Ontology annotation, molecular function: gibberellin 20-oxidase activity. The record is from RefSeq and is a predicted model, not a curated record. Lineage: Eukaryota; Viridiplantae; Streptophyta; Magnoliopsida; Fagales; Fagaceae. Gene Ontology annotation, biological process: response to light stimulus; unidimensional cell growth; flower development. Bases 141 to 1304 code for a protein of 387 amino acids. The transcript is spliced from 3 exons.
CACCGAUCUCCCCAAUGAGGGCGGCCUUUGGCUUUUCUUUUGUCAUACCUCUCAAACUUAUUUCACUCCCUCUUCUUCUUUUCCUAUAAUAUAUAUACUACUAUAUUCCUCUCUCUCUCUCUCACACACAGAUUUACUCUAUGCUUUUAAAAUUCAUUAAUGCAAUGGCUAUUGAGUGCAUCACAAACAUACCCUCCAUGCCUCACCCACCAAAAGAAGAACACAAUGAGCAGCAAAAGCAACUAGUUUUUGAUGCCUCAGUGCUCAAACACCAACAACACAUACCAGAGCAGUUCAUAUGGCCAGACGAGGAAAAGCCUUGUGCCAAUGCACCAGAGCUUGAAGUUCCCCUUAUUGACUUAAAAGGGUUCCUCUCUGGUGACCCAACUGCUGCAAUGGAAGCCUCCAGAAUUGUUGGCAAGGCUUGCGUAAAGCAUGGAUUUUUUCUUGUUGUCAAUCAUGGUGUUGAUGAUAAGCUAAUUGCUGAUGCUCACCAAUACAUAGACCACUUCUUUGAGUUGCCCAUGUUAGCAAAGCAGAGAGCACAGAGGAAAGUUGGUGAGCACUGUGGUUAUGCUAGUAGUUUCACUGGCAGGUUCUCUAACAAGCUACCUUGGAAAGAAACACUUUCUUUUCGCUAUUCAGCUCAACCUAACUCAUCCAAUAUUGUCCAAGACUAUUUAUCCAACACAAUGGGUGAAGAUUUCAAGCCAUUUGGGAGGGUUUACCAGGACUAUUGCGAGGCCAUGAGCACUCUUUCUCUAGGGAUCAUGGAACUCCUAGGAAUGAGCCUAGGCGUAAGCCGAGCUCAUUAUAGGGAAUAUUUUGAAGAGAACGAUUCGAUAAUGAGGCUCAACUACUAUCCACCAUGUCAAAAACCUGACCUUACUUUAGGUACAGGGCCUCAUUGUGAUCCAACUUCUUUAACCAUCCUUCACCAAGACCAAGUCGGUGGACUCCAAGUGUUUGUAGACGACGAAUGGCGAUCAAUUAGCCCAAAUUUCAAUGCUUUUGUUGUUAACAUCGGAGACACCUUCAUGGCACUUUCAAAUGGAAGAUACAAGAGUUGCUUGCAUAGGGCAGUGGUGAACAGCAAAACACCAAGGAAAUCUCUAGCUUUCUUUUUGUGUCCAAAAAAUGAUAAGGUGGUAAGCCCACCAAGUGAAUUGGUGGACACUUUGUGUCCACGGGUGUAUCCGGAUUUCACAUGGCCUAUGCUGCUUGAAUUCACACAGAAGCAUUACAGGGCUGACAUGAAGACCCUUGAAGUCUUUUCUAACUGGCUUCAACAGAAAAACAGCUGAAAUUUCAAACAAAGACAUGGAUGGCCAUGUUGAUGGUGGUCAUUCUGCCAAAGAAAAUGACAUUGAUAAAGAAGAGGAAAAUGGGGGCAGAGGAAGUUGGAGUUUUUCGUUACAGAAAAGUGGUAAAAAGGACAAGGCCAAAGUUGGAGGAAAAGCCUGUUUUUACGUUUUGGGUCUGAUGAAAAAAUAACUUCUAGUGAUGAACAAAAGCAAGACAUUACCUCUUUUUUUUUGUAAAUCACUACAAGUUAGACAAGAGAAAGAGAAGAUAUAUAAUAUAUAUAAAUAAAGAACCAAUAAUGAGCUGCAUUAAUUUAACAGCUAA